This is a messenger RNA of Mustela lutreola (European mink), 2834 nucleotides long. It is a transcript of the gene RS1, whose product is annotated as retinoschisin 1. The record is from RefSeq and is a predicted model, not a curated record. Lineage: Eukaryota; Metazoa; Chordata; Mammalia; Carnivora; Mustelidae. The transcript has 4 exons. The coding region runs from base 1 to 633 and encodes 210 amino acids.
AUGACUGACACUCCUGCUCCUCUGGCUUCCCUUCAGGAUGAGGUUGAGGACCCCUGGUACCAGAAAGUGUGCAAAUGCAAUUGCCAAGGAGGUGCCAAUGUCCUGUGGUCUGCUGGUACAACCUCCUUAGACUGUAUACCAGAGUGCCCAUAUCAUAAGCCCCUGGGGUUCGAGUCAGGAGAGGUCACACCAGACCAGAUCACCUGCUCCAACCUGGAGCAGUAUGUGGGCUGGUAUUCCUCGUGGACAGCUAACAAAGCCCGGCUCAACAGUCAAGGCUUUGGGUGCGCCUGGCUCUCCAAGUACCAGGACAGCAGCCAGUGGCUGCAGAUAGAUCUGAAGGAAGUCAAGGUGAUUUCAGGGAUCCUCACCCAGGGGCGCUGUGAUAUCGAUGAGUGGAUGACCAAGUACAGCGUGCAGUACAGGACGGAUGAGAGCCUGAACUGGAUUUACUAUAAGGACCAGACAGGAAACAACCGGGUCUUCUAUGGAAACUCAGACCGAACCUCCACAGUCCAGAACCUCCUGCGGCCCCCCAUCAUUUCCCGCUUCAUCCGGCUGAUCCCGCUGGGCUGGCACGUCCGCAUUGCCAUCCGGAUGGAGCUGCUGGAGUGUGCCAGCAAGUGUGCCUGAGGCCUCCCUCCCGCCGUGGGGGGCGGAGGGCUCAGAGCUGCCUGCAGGGGAACCCUGAUGCGAAGAAGGGGGGGGGACAAAAGCAGCUGUAUUUUACAAGCUCUUUUCAAUGCAGAGCUGGGCAGAAAGAAUUUCUUUUAAAAAAAUAUAUAUAUAUAGUUUCCAAUUUCAAUGAAAGAGAAAAAAGAAAAAUGAGCUUAUGUCCCACUCAGGGCCAAAGAAAAUAAGAACAAAGAAAAUAAGAACAAAGAAAAUGUCCCUAAAAUCAGUUUUCAUACAAAUGCCUAAGCAGCAGGGGUAAUUUGCUGCUCUUGGUUUUGGUUUUUGUUUUGUUUUUGGUCUGACAAAGUGAAAGGUGUGGUCUCAGGGAACACAAAGGAGCCUAGAGAAUUUCAAAACUCUUUCGCUUUACCACCCUGAAAAUAGGAACGUAGUUGCAUAAAACUUUGAUUUCAGUGCAAACGGGCAGCAGGUUUGCAGUUUCUCCUUCAAGUUUUCAGUGAAUCAUGGCCUUUUAGGACUUCAGAGUACUGGGUGUGCAGAGGGCAAGGUUUGGGGUGAUUGGUUGGCCGAGAGGAGUACAGGGUUGGGAGCCUGUGUCCUGAUCUCCUGGGAGGGUGCACACAACCAAUCACCCCAGGUAAAAGGGCCUCCUCUGCUCGGAGCUUUCAGCCCAGCACAGAAUGCCCCUUUAUCUAGGGCUACCAUUUUUUGACAAGCUUAACAUUUUGAAAGCAGUUGGCCCAGGAGCUAUCACUGGCUGCGCAGAGGAGGCCCGUGAGCUAACCGUGCGCUUUGCAGGAAGUGGUCAGACCCUAGGUCCUAAGAAGGGCAAUGUGGCCCUAUCUCUCGUGACCCAAAUGUUUAACCUCUCUCCCUUGCCUUGCAACACACAAACAUGCCUGCUCCUGCUCCUGAGCCUGCAACUGCCUUUGGGAAGGACCCGGCCAGAAAUGGGCCUGGCUUUCCCCUCCUGGAGGAAUGCAUUAAGCAGGGACCUUUCGGGGACAACAGCCCAAGUCUCCUCUGUCAUUUAUAUUUAUAGCUCAGUCUGAGUUUUCAGGCCCUUCCUUGGGAGAGGCUGGUAACAUGGGGCGUGGAAAGGAGAGGUAUACAAAAGUAGGAGCCUCUACUCGCGGCUCAUUUUCCUGUUACUUUCUGUUUUCAAAUACCAAGCCAACUGAAUGCACUCGCACUAACGUGGCACUAACGUGAUCGUGGAUAUCACAUUCACCUUCUCUGUGAGCCGGAAGCCUCCUAAAAGCCCCAGAUCGCUUCCCUGCUGUUUUGGGCUUAGAACAGCUUUAUAUUCAACCCACCGUCUUUCUAAUCCCCACGCUGUAUACUUGAAGCUGGAAAAAGCUUUCCUUGCUCAGUAUUCUCUGAAACACAAACAUACCAAAUUCAAGGUGGAGGGAAAAAAAUAAUCCUUCUCUGGCCUUAGGAAGACAUGAAUAAAUCCAUUUAGAGCAGAUGCCUGAUUGGAGCCCCUUACUGGAAAGUUGAAUGAAAUUUUAUCAUGACAUGGAUUGUCAGAGAAAAUGGCAGAAGCAUAAGAGCUCAGGUCCUCUGCAACAGCCGCACGAGACACAGGAGGGGAUUACAGUUACGAGGAAAGAAGAAUGGAACAGUGUGAGGUAGCAAUAGAGGUUCUCCAAGUAAUUGUUCAUGUUGGAAAUUUCUGUUUUGUAAAGGUUUAACGAGGUGAAGUCAUAUACCAUGCAAAUUUCACCCAUUUCAAGUGUACAACUCAAUGACUUUAAGUACACUCAGAGUUGAGUGACCAUUAUCACAAUUUUAGAAAAAUUCAUCACCCCACAAAGAAACUCUGCACCCAUGAGCCAUCACCCUCCCCCGCCCCCCACAACCAAGUCGCCCACUUGGCCCUAGGCAACCACUGAUCCAAUUUCUAUCUCUGUAGAUUUGCCUAUUUUUGACAUUUCAUGUAAACAGAAUCAUACAAUUGUGGUCUUUUCUGUCUGGCUUCUUUUGCUUAGCGUAGUGUUUUUCCAAGGUUCAUUCAUACCGUAGCAUGUAUCAGUACUUAAUUCCUUUUUACAGCUGAAUAUCAUUCCAUUUAUAUGCAUAGAUGAUAUUGUAUUUAUCCAUUCAUCUGUUGAUGGACAUUUGGGUUGUUUCCAUGUUUUUGGCUAUUAUGAAUAAUGCUGCUAUAAACAACUACGUGCAAGUUUUUGUCUGAA